UAUGUAGCAAGUACCUUUAUGCAGAGUGAAUUUUUCUUCUUCCUUCAAUCACGGCCAUGUCUCUCCCAAUCAUGGCAAUAGUACUACUAGGCUUAUUCUGCAAAGACAUAAGCUUUGUCCUUGGGGACAUAGGCACAGCUACUUCUUAUGGUCCACCCUACAUACCUACCAAGUGCAAUGGCAACAGGGAAGAACAAUUCCCCCCGGGAAAUCUAUUUGUUGCGGUGAGCGAAGGUUUGUGGGAUAACGGGGCUUCCUGUGGGAGGCGUUACAGAUUGAGGUGCCUCAGUGGCAACAAUAAACCGUGCAAGGAUGGUACCAUCGACGUUAAGGUGGUGGAUUUUUGCUCGAAAAGGCCAUGCCCUUCCACCAUUGUCAUGUCAAACGAUGCUUUUGCAGCCGUCUCACGUUCUCCUAAUGCAAAAAUCAACAUCGAAUAUAUUCAGAUUUGAUGCAAAUGCACUCAUAUAUAUAUAUAUAUAUAGUACUUAUCGGUGUGACUACAAAGUUCAGCAUGUGUUAGAAGCUUGAAAGAGUGGCUUCAAAGAUUACAAGACCCGUGACAUAGUUAGACAAGUAGCUGAGUGAUCUUACUUGUAAUUUUUGUAGCAAACAGUUUGAGUUGUAUGUUUUUUUUUAGUUAACCCGGGGUGUUCGGGAAGGCACAAUCCCUUAGGCCCCUCAACAAUCUGACUAAUUUCCGAGAAUCCGAAAGGGUGCCUCUCAAACCGGCCGGUAUCAUGUAAUAGUUUUCAAUAAGAAAGGAAUACAGAAUAUUGUGAAA
Molecule: messenger RNA, 784 nt
Organism: Cornus florida
Lineage: Eukaryota; Viridiplantae; Streptophyta; Magnoliopsida; Cornales; Cornaceae
Product: EG45-like domain containing protein
Exons: 3
Coding region: 57-452 (131 amino acids)
Source: RefSeq, a predicted model, not a curated record